CAGUACUCGCUCGGCUUAAGUUAAAACAGUCAAAGUCGGUCCGCGAUCAACACGCGACGUCGUCGUCCUGGCCUUCCUCCUCGCGCAAUACGCGCGCGCGCUCUUACUUAACUACGAACUUAAAAGUCUUGCCGCAGAGUUAGUUUUCAGUUAGUCUCAGACUUGAGUCAGCUGGAGUCUGUUAAAAACUCGGUCGCUGCAUUUUUCUUACGGUGCAGCGCGUAAAGUGCGCGCGUGAAAAAUAUCGAUUCAUCAAUAAAAUUUCGUUUUCAAACGUACGCGGACAUAGUUUUUUGUUUUUUUUCUUUAAAUUUACUUUUUCUUCUUCCAUAUCUCAUAUCGUAUCGCCGAAAGGACGUUGUGCGAUGAUGCAGGAGAUUGAACAAAUUACUGCGUGAUUUUUUUUUAUCGAGAUUUUAUCAUCGACCCUUCGUGGAUAUCAACAUCAAAACUGACCCAUGAUGGCGUUGUAUUUUUUACCGAAGAGUAUGGUGGUGAUCGUGAUCGUUGCGGCAACUUGCGCAUCGGUGACAUCGUCGAUUCACGAUAGCAACGAACAACUCCUUGAAAGAACCAACGAUGAGUCUAGUCAAAACUCGCAGGAAAAAGCUCACUCGGAAAUAGGAUACGCUACGAAGCUUUCGUCGUUGGUCAGAAAUGGCUCGACUACGGCGAAGCAAGAGAAAAAGAUAAUUCACAGACUGAUCGGGGGCCACGUGAAACUGCAUACCAAGGUAGCAGCGGAGGCGAAAGAUCAGCGGGAAAAUAUAUCGGCGGCCACGUGGGACGACGGUCUUAUGAUGUCAGCGGCCGGCAAUGGGAAAGAAAAAACAUCGGUAACCCGUCGCGACGACGAUGACGAAGAGAAAAAGACUCUCUCGCAGCAAGUUAAAGAAGGCAAGUACGGUCUGAUACAAAACGAGAUAUAUCCAACGCCCCCGAAGAGACCGGGAAUCAUAAGCUACCUCAGUAAUCCCGAAGUGCCAAAGGAUACCGCGAAGAAUUUAGGGGGACUCGACGAAGAGGAGAUAUGGCUGGCGGAGAAUCAUUUGCUCGUACUUCGCGGUGGGAAUUUUCCUGACCACGGUGCAAAACCGGAAAGUAACGGGGGUAAAUGGGCACCGAUCGACGAUUACAAGGCGCCGGAAAGGCAGGUCAAAAUACCGGCAAGGCCCAAUGUACCACCGCCCUUUCCGGUCCAGCUCACUGAAGGGGGGCCCGUUCAGAUUAUCAGAGCAAACGGGUCCGCUUCGAUCGUCAACGAUACCGCCGAUUACGACGAGUACGCAAAUUAUCCGGAGGGCUUUUUCCCAGGGGAGGCGCCGUUUUACCCGUUUCCGUCAAACACCUCGAAUCCCUCGAAACUAGAGUAUCCCGAAAAUUCUACCGAGAGCAACGAAUCGUAUCUUCCACCAUCUCCGGGUAAGGGGGGAACCAUAGGACCGUUUUAUCCUGCCCUGCCACCGGGCGCUGUGUUUUUACCUCCUCCGAACAAUCAAUCGGACUAUGAAGACGAGGACCAAUCGAUUUAUUACCCUCCACCCUACAGUUUCUUCUACCCUCAGAAUAACGCUACCGCCAUACCACCGGGACCUCUGGUUCCGGGAAUAAUUUUACCGCCUCCGCCCAACUUCUUCGCACCCUUGGAAUCGGAUAGGACGUCGACGACGAAGAGUAAAUAUGAAAAGCAAACUACGACCACGGUAUCUCCGGAAAAAACGACUACGUACACCCCUCGUCGUAAGACGGUAACGAAACCUUAUAAAGUCCGUUUCUCCACGACGACACCGACCACACAAACGUACGUUACCGCUACCAACCCGACCACUAGAAUUCAAUCCCAGACUGUAAAGACCAUCGGUAAAACGAAGAGCAGACACUACGGCGUUACCUCAUCUCCGAUCAGAGUAACGCCGACGGUCCCAAUUAGCACCCAACGUUAUAUCGAGACCACGACGUCGAAGCCGUCCAAACCAACAACUAUCUCUCAAAGCGACUAUUACGACGUUCAAACUGAAGUCGAAAACCAUUUGGUAGAUUUGGGCGAACCGCAGGGGGGUCAGUGGUCGGCAAUUGUGGGUAGCACUUCGGUUCCCCUAUUGGCAUACUACGCGACAACUAUUUCUCCCUCGGAGCGCACUCGAAGUACGGAUGAAAUCACACCGGUCAAUGCGAAGGCCACUAUUCCUUCGAAGAACCAAGCUUCUUAUUACUAUUACGAAGAAACCGCGAACGAGGAACCGAUCGGUACCACCACCGCAUCGCCGCCGGUUUAUUACAAAACGAGCACGGAAUCUCCCUAUUACAACGUGGAGCCGAUAACGUCCCAGCGCCAACCGAAAAAACAGUAUUACAGCGUCGAGACUAUACCUUCGCAGCAAACAGCUAAUGAUUACGAUAUCAAAUUGAGUUCAUUGGUCAAAGUUGGACCAGAUUAUAACGAGUUUUCUGAUGUGGAGCCGGUUUCGAGCCCGAUAAAAUACAAUGUCGAACGACCCAGGUCACAAAGCCCGCAUGCAUUGGGCCAGAAUUCUCAGAGGUAUUAUCAGCCCAUAUCGUUAAAUGCUCCGGCGACGAUAAGACCGUAUUAUACAACACAAAGACCCCGAUUUUAUUAUCAAAACCCUCCGAACCAACAAUAUGAUUAUAGAGCUGAACAGGAAUUAAAACCUAAUCCAGUCUAUCAAUAUAGUUACGAAGCAACUGAUUACGCGAAAGAACGUCAACGGCCGAAUUAUCAUCAAGAAUUACAGCAAGGCUACAACGAUUAUCAGCCUACGAGUACCAACGGCCAGUAUUACGACUACGAAACGCGACCGGUUGAAAAAUUGCCGAAAUCACCGCGGAAUCCGUACCUGGCUCAUCGACCGUCCUAUCCCACAGCAACUCCGAGACCCCAUGCUAAUACGAGUCCGAAUCCACAGCAUGCUUAUUAUACCAAACAAGAUGAGCAACUUUUGGACGAUGUAACAAAACAGUAUUUCACUAUUUUCGGAAAGAAGUUACCCGAGACUGUCUUACCGAGCACCACACCUCUGUACAGAGUACCCAGCUCCACUACGGAGACUCCGAUCAGUCAUAAUGUUAACACGUACGUAUCGAAUAGAUACAACAACGCUCUUCAACCUCCGCAGCGUUUUAAGCCACCGAAAGUUAAAGUGCAUUACGGGGACCAAACACAGAGACCUUAUUCCUUGGAAGGUGAUACUCUAGUGAAUUAUAAGAAUCCUCUACCAGAGAUAAACCCGGACGCGGAGUUCAUUCCUGUGAAUAAACCGCGAAGGUAUCCGAACCCGCCGAUAUCGUUAGCAAACGACAUCGCAGUGAACUACCGAGAUCCUAGACCACCGAUCAACCCGGAUGCGGAAUUCAUUGACCCUGUACAAGGACAGGGUAAUCAAGGGACUAGAAGUGGCUCCUACUUUGCGUAUCAAUUGCCGGGAAAUGGAGGACACUUUUACUUCCUCACACCGCAAGCAAUUGCACAGAGGCAAGAUAUCAACGGUGGAUAUAUUUAUCCGAAACCUAAUGUACCGAGGUUUAUAAGACGUCGUCGAGGUCCGUCUGAGGGUUAAAGAACAGAUUUGGACCAAAAGGCAGUCCCAAAAUGCCAUACUGACAAUAUUGGAUAUCGGAAGAAUUGGGUGUCAUACGUGCAGUUUGCUGUAUCAGCACAACGAUCCUUAAUAUUUAUUUUUGUAUAUAUAGGAAAUUAAGUUAAUUAUUAUUACUAAGAUCGUUCAAUCUCUAUUUAUAUGAACAAGCUUCCUUGUAAGAAAUAGAUACGUUUCAUCAACCUCACGAUAUGAUCGUUAUUACGAUUGUGAUUCAAUAUUCUAUUUGCAUGUUAUCUGUGAUUAAAAUAUUAAAAAAUAACAAUUGAAUCGAAUCUCUCGUUAUCAUUGCGACGAAACAACAAAGACUUCAAUAAAAUGUAUAACUUGGAUAAGAA
Molecule: messenger RNA, 3952 nt
Organism: Athalia rosae (coleseed sawfly)
Lineage: Eukaryota; Metazoa; Arthropoda; Insecta; Hymenoptera; Athaliidae
Exons: 2
Coding region: 459-3575 (1038 amino acids)
Source: RefSeq, a predicted model, not a curated record